CUGUAAAUAGGAGGAACAACCUUGCUCAAACGGCACUUACAGGUGGGUGACUGCUUUUGCUAAGUCAUCCUGGGGAUGCUCAAAGCCCCACUGUGAGAUUCUUCCUCGCUCCUCCUUCCUCAUUCCCACUUUAAUAGACCCUCAGGUACGCUCAUACCACUCUGCCACUCACUCUGCACUUCCACCAUGGCUUACAUUGCCAAGUCCUUCUACGACCUCAGUGCUAUCAGCCUGGACGGGGAGAAGGUAGAUUUCAACACAUUCCGAGGCAGGGCAGUGCUGAUUGAGAAUGUGGCCUCGCUCUGAGGCACAACCACCCGGGACUACACCCAACUCAACGAGCUGCAAUGCCGCUUUCCCAGGCGCCUGGUGGUUCUUGGCUUCCCUUGCAACCAAUUUGGACAUCAGGAGAACUGUCAGAAUGAGGAGAUCCUGAACAGCCUCAAGUACGUCCGCCCUGGGGGUGGAUUCCAGCCCACUUUUACCCUUAUCCAGAAGUGUGACGUGAAUGGUCAGAACGAGCAUCCUGUCUUCGCCUACCUGAAGGACAAGCUGCCCUACCCUUAUGACGACCCGUUUUCCCUCAUGACUGAUCCCAAGUUCAUCAUCUGGAGCCCUGUGCGCCGCUCAGAUGUGUCCUGGAACUUUGAGAAGUUCCUCAUCGGGCCAGAGGGGGAGCCCUUCCGACGCUACAGCCGCACCUUCCCAACCAUCAACAUCGAGCCUGACAUCAAGCGCCUCCUCAAAGUUGCCAUAUAAACACUGGCCGCUCAGCACACAGAUCUCCUACUUCCUCCUGCCCCUGAGUAUCCAUCCUUAGCAUUCAGUCUGCCCUCAGGACACUGAGCUGGACCCAGGCUUUCCCUUGAGAUCCGUCCCCUUCAUCAAAGAACCUUGCCUUUCUGGUCUGUUUCCUUCCCAUCCCUCCAACCUUCUUGUUGGUGAUUCAACCCGGGGACUCUGAGACCUGGGUGGGCUCUGGGCCGUCACAGAAUGAUGGCACCUUCCUAAAUCCAUAUGGGAGGUGUUUGAGAAGUGUGAGGGGCUUGGAGCCAGCCUGCCGGCUGAGUCCAAUAAAGGGUGGGUGUGGAAA
This is a messenger RNA of Phacochoerus africanus (Common warthog), 1093 nucleotides long. RefSeq names its product glutathione peroxidase 2 (gene GPX2). The record is from RefSeq and is a predicted model, not a curated record. Gene Ontology annotation, biological process: response to oxidative stress. The transcript is spliced from 2 exons. Gene Ontology annotation, molecular function: glutathione peroxidase activity. NCBI's taxonomy places the organism in Eukaryota, Metazoa, Chordata, Mammalia, Artiodactyla, Suidae.